AUGUUCUUUCCCACCAAGGCCCUCGGGCUCGUCGGCCUGCUCGUCGGCGAUGCCCUCGCCGUUCCGGCGUCCAUGCUGAAUAAGCGCCAGGACGGCAUCGAUUCAUUCAUCGAUACCGAGACGCCCAUUGCGUAUGCCGGCGUCCUGGCUAACAUCGGUGACGACGGCUCCAAGGUCGCCGGUGCUGCUGCCGGAGUGGUCGUUGCGAGUCCGAGCAAGAGCAGCCCUGACUAUUUCUACACUUGGACGCGUGAUGCCGCGCUCGUCUUCAAGGCUCUGGUCGAUCGAUUCGUUAACGGUGACUAUGACCUCCAGGAUGAGAUUGAGGAAUACAUCAUCUCCCAAGCGAAGCUGCAGGGCGUCAACAACCCUUCCGGCGGCUUGUCCACGGGUGGCUUGGGCGAACCCAAGUUCUACGUCGACUUGACGCAGUUCACCGGUGCUUGGGGAAGGCCGCAGAGAGACGGCCCGCCUCUCCGCGCCACUGCCAUGAUUUCUUACGCCAGGUGGCUGGUGGACAACGGUUACUCCGAUACCGCCAGAGACAUUGUCUGGCCGGUCAUCAGGAACGAUUUGUCCUACACCACCGAGUACUGGAACCAGACUGGCUUCGAUCUUUGGGAGGAGGUGCAAGGCUCGUCUUUCUUCACCAUUGCCGUCUCUCACCGUGCCCUGGUUGAGGGCAGCGCUCUUGCUGCCUCGAUUGGCGAGAGCUGCGACUACUGCGACUCUCAAGCCCCGCUGGUCCUGUGCUUCCAGCAGACUUUCUGGAACUCGAACGGCAACUACAUUGUCUCCAACAUCAACACCAACAACGGCCGCACCGGAAAGGACGCCAACUCGAUUCUUACCUCGAACCACCUUUUCGACCCCGAGGCCGGCUGUGAUGACACCACUUUCCAACCCUGCUCUUCGCGCGCCCUGGCAAACCACAAGGCCGUGACCGACUCCUUCCGCUCGAUCUACACCAUCAACUCCGGAAAGGCCGCCGGCACCGCCGUUGCUGUCGGCAGAUACGCCGAAGACGUGUACUACAACGGCAACCCCUGGUACCUCGCCACGCUCGCCGCCGCCGAGCAGCUCUACGCCGCCCUCUACACGUGGACGCGCGAGGGCUCCAUCACCAUCGACGACGUCUCUCUCGCCUUCUUCAAGGACAUCUACCCCUCAGCCGCCACCGGCACCUUCGCGUCCGGCACCGACGCCUUCACCGCCAUCCUCAACGCCGUCAAGACGUACGCCGACGGCUACGUCUCCGUCGUCCAGCAGUACACUCCAUCCGACGGCUCGCUGUCCGAGCAGUUCUCCCGCGACAACGGCAGCCCGCUGUCGGCCUCGGACCUCACCUGGUCCUACGCCGCUUUCCUGACCGCCAUCGAGCGCCGCGACUCCAUCGUGCCCGAGUCGUGGGGCAGCGAGGCCGCCAACGAGGCGCCUGGCUCCUGCGCGGCGGGCGGCGCGUCCGGCACGUAUGCGUCGGCCACCAACACGGUCUUCCCGACUAGCCAGACUAGCAACCCCGGCGCGACGCCGACGACGACGACUACGAGGCCCCCGACGACGACGACUACUAGGACUAGUACGACGACGACCGGUGGUAACUGCCCGACUUCCGUCGCGGUGACGUUUAAUGUCGUCGCGACGACGGUGUAUGGCGAGACGAUCCUCAUUGCGGGUAAUAACGCGGCGUUGGGGUCGUGGGCGCCGGCGAGCGCGAAGGCGUUGAGUGCGGAUAAGUAUACUGCGAGCAAUAACUUGUGGUAUGCUGUCGUUAACUUGGCGCCUGGGACGAGCGUGCAGUAUAAGUAUAUCAGGAAGAGCAGUAGUGGUAGCUACACGUGGGAGAGCGAUCCGAAUCGGACGUAUAGCGUGCCGAGUUGUGUGGCGACGGCUAGUGUGAGUGAUACGUGGAGGUAG
Molecule: messenger RNA, 1917 nt
Organism: Lasiodiplodia theobromae
Lineage: Eukaryota; Fungi; Ascomycota; Dothideomycetes; Botryosphaeriales; Botryosphaeriaceae
Product: Glycoside hydrolase family 15
Exons: 3
Coding region: 1-1917 (638 amino acids)
Biological process (GO): polysaccharide catabolic process
Cellular component (GO): fungal-type vacuole
Molecular function (GO): glucan 1,4-alpha-glucosidase activity; starch binding
Source: RefSeq, a predicted model, not a curated record